AUGCUCAAGCGAGGCGACUUUGCCAUGCUCAGCGAAAAGCCGUACUGCAAGCCGCAUUUCAAGGUGAACUUUGCCAAACAAUCGGCUGCGGCUGCCCCCAAGCCCUCCGAGCCAGCUGUUGUCGUGCCGGCCGAGCCUGUGGAUGAUGGCCCUGCUCCCGUUCCUGCCCCUCGAAAGAAGAAACCGGCCGCUGGCAGCACUCCUGCUGCUCCCGUUGCAGGAGAUGCUGCGGUGGUUUCUGCUGCAUCGGCUCCUGCUUCUGCUCCUGCAGUAGUGGCAGUCCCUGUUUCUGCCGAGCCUGCGACUACGACCGCGGCUGUCACAGAGCCUGUUGAGAAGCCUGCCCCUGCUGCUGCGCCAGUGGAAAAGCCUGUGCCUCUGUCAAUGCAAGUUCUGCAAGCUGCUGAAGACACGCCUGACGAGGCCGUCCCGGAAACGCCCGCUUCGGAGCCGGUCGAUUCGCUCGUCCGUUUGAAUUCGCUCGAGCAAGCAACCGCUGAAAACCUGGCCGCCGCUGCCGCUGCUGCUGUUGCUGCCGCUGCUGCCGCUGCUCCUGCUGCCGUUGCUGCUUCCGCUCCUGUGGAAACCAGCGAACACGUCGCUCCCGCUGCUGCUGUAGCUGAACCCGAGCCAAGCUCGCCUGAAGGGCAGGACUCGGCAACUGCUGCUUCUGCUGCCGCUGCACCCGGCACUGCUCGUCGCCGUGGCCCUCGUCGUCCAAAGUUUGACAAGAAGGAAGCCCGCAGGUUUUCAAUUCGAACGCAACACCACAAGUAA
Messenger RNA from Capsaspora owczarzaki ATCC 30864, 777 nucleotides. RefSeq lists its product as hypothetical. NCBI's taxonomy places the organism in Eukaryota, Filasterea, Ministeriida, Capsasporidae. The transcript is spliced from 2 exons. Bases 1 to 777 code for a protein of 258 amino acids. The record is from RefSeq and is a predicted model, not a curated record.